CGCUACAAACACAACAGACGGCAUCACAGUGCGCCUGUGUUGUUGGACGGUAGCAAAUCCACUGCCUCGUCCUUAAAACAGCACUUUCAACUAAAUUCAAAAUCACAAAUCCACCUCAUGGAUUUAGAAUGAAUAUUAUUAUUAUCUGACACCACCGAGCAUCCCGAAAGCGGGAUCAGAAGCGAAUUCGAUCGGAGAAGAAGCCGCGGUCAUAUACUUGGUGUGAUACAGCGAGGAGUGGACGUAUGUCGUCUGCAGCAGAGACAAUGGAAAAUGCCUCCAUAAUUUCAGACAGUGGGGCCCAUGAUGGAAACCGGUUGUGGAUAGGCAACAUUGAUCCCAAAAUCACUGAGUAUCACUUGGUGAAGCUCCUAGAAAAAUUCGGCCAUGUCAAACAGUUCGACUUCUUGUUCCAUAAAUCCGGUCCUCUGGAAGGCCAACCGCGAGGCUACUGCUUUGUCAACUUCAACACCAGAGAGGAGGCCGAAAGAGCCAUCCAGUGCUUGAAUGGCAAGCUGGCGCUGUCAAAGAAACUGGUUGUGCGAUGGGCCCACGCACAGGUAAGGGGAUCGUUUACGCAGAGAUCGAGUUACAAUCGCCAUCGGGUGGCACCCUGCAGUCAGGUACUAAGAUGCACGCGGCAUCGUGUCUUAGACGAGCGGCGUUCCAUCUGGUACGGCUCUGAUAGCACCUCUGAAGAAAAGAAUUUUCUGUGCCUUUAUACCAGACCAGCUGCAAAAAAUGUCGUCUCCCGUAUCACUUCUACCUCAGCCGAAGGGUGCGUGCGAUUGAAUUUUGGAAACCCGAAGCACGUGAGCUAAAAGAGCAUCCGUGCCGCCAUUCUUCGCGUUUCUUCCCCAGUCGCUCGUUGAGCCGAGCGAGCGGCGGAAUCUGAGCACAACGCUUGUCUCUUAACAAUAGGCCGCUUACUGGCAAAUAGUGGCGGGAUAUCCUGUAUAGAGAUGAAUCACACCCGACGGUCACACGUGCGCACGCUCACGCAGUGUCACAUUUUCAUCACCUUGGCCUAGUUGUGCUUAUUUUUUAUGACAAUUACCACCACUUCCAAAACGAAAUAUCCCCCUUGGAGCAAUUAGAUUUGACACUCUGUAAGCAGGACAGUUUUCCAGCAAUGCUCUUAUUUUUUUUUAGGAUAUAGCAUAGGAGAAAAUGUGAACCAAUUCCGAACUGAUUUUUAUGUGUCAGGUUCGAAUUGAUAUUUACAGAUAACUACAUUGUCGUUUCGUGAGCUGUACCUUUGGGGUCAACAAAACAAUUUUCAAUAAAUUAUAAUGUUGGCAUCAUUUUAAAAAGUGCCUCCGACUAAGCUAUGGGCGUGCCAAUUAAACACACAUAACGAACCAAUAAAUCCGACUUAUCUUCAAUUUUUCUGACACCCCGACAUGAAUGAAAUAUUUUAAUUAUUAUUAUUAUUUUUUUAAAUAUUAUUGCUGGAAUAAAGUCCUUUAAAAAUAGGGGGGCAUAUAUUUUUAGAGAACAUAGUACUUUUUUUUUAAUGUUUUUUUGGGGGGGGGGCAAAUUUGUCCAAAAUAAGACAUAAUAUUACAAAAAAAAAAAAAGACAUUUAAUUCACAUAAUUAUUUAAUUCACAUAGAAAAAAAUAAAAAUAUGACUUUGUUCCUUUGCAAACUUUUUCUGUCAUAAUUUUAUCUUGGAAAAAUUUCAUUCAAUGUGUAAAUAUUAGGAGUUUUUUUUUGUCUUACCAAAAAAAAAAAAUACUUUCUUCUCCUAACAUAAUACCGCCUCUCUC
Messenger RNA from Hippocampus comes (tiger tail seahorse), 1771 nucleotides. RefSeq names its product RNA binding motif protein 18 (gene rbm18). The transcript is spliced from 5 exons. Gene Ontology annotation, molecular function: RNA binding. The record is from RefSeq and is a predicted model, not a curated record. NCBI's taxonomy places the organism in Eukaryota, Metazoa, Chordata, Actinopteri, Syngnathiformes, Syngnathidae. The coding region runs from base 246 to 821 and encodes 191 amino acids.